This is a messenger RNA of Fusarium musae, 2379 nucleotides long. RefSeq lists its product as uncharacterized. Gene Ontology annotation, molecular function: protein kinase activity; ATP binding. Gene Ontology annotation, biological process: protein phosphorylation. The transcript is spliced from 3 exons. NCBI's taxonomy places the organism in Eukaryota, Fungi, Ascomycota, Sordariomycetes, Hypocreales, Nectriaceae. The coding region runs from base 1 to 2379 and encodes 792 amino acids. The record is from RefSeq and is a predicted model, not a curated record.
AUGGCUACCACCACAAUCGAGACCACAGCCCCCGUCUCGGCGUUUACAACGGUGCAGCUGAUGACACCGGAUGGACCUGUUUCCCGCCGUGUACGCUGUGGGGCGCCCCGUACUCCGACCCUGGAUGAAAUGCCCGUUAUCGACCUCAGCUCGCUUGAUGGGGAUGCGACUGAGCGCAAGGCCAUCGCCACCAAAAUUAAAGCGGCGGCUGAGAAUACUGGCUUCUUUUAUGUCAAAAAUCAUGGGAUUCCUCAGGAAUUGAUCGAGCAAGCUCUCGAACAGUGCAAGGCCUUUUUCGACCAAGAGCAAGAAGCUAAAGAUCGGGUCUCUUUUGAGAAAGCGGGCAAGUUCUGUGGUUAUCACGGCGUCGGAAGCACCCAGAUUAAUAAUCAGGAGACAAGAGACAAGAAGGAAACUUUCUCUAUGCGAUAUGACACUCGCAUCGACCAAACCCACGAGUGCACCGAUGAUAUCAACUCCAACUUCUCGUCCACAGAUUAUGUCUGGGACGGGACAAGCCAUCUCACAAAUUUCCGCCCUGUACUCACCGAGUUCUAUCAAAAGCGUCUUACCCUCGCCCGUAAACUCAUCCGCUUAUUCGCCCUUGCUCUCGACCUACCCGAGGAUUACUUUGACUCCAUCAUCACCACUCCCGGUGCCGAUGCAGUACACAUUCACUACCCCGGCACCGAUGGCAACGCCCAAGAAGUCGACGUGGGUAUUGGCUCACAUACUGACAUUCAGUGCGUGACUCUGCUCUGGCAGGACAUGUCUGGUGGUCUGCAGGUUCUCUCGGCAGACGAUGAGUGGCUUGAUGCCCGGCCGAUCGAGGGGACCCUUGUCAUCAACAUCGGUGACUUUCUACAGAGACUCUCGAACAAUCGGUUUAAAUCGACCGUUCAUCGGGUGUAUAACCGGCAGAAGACAUCUCGCUACGCUAUGCCCUUCUUCCUGGGAUUCAACCCCGACGCAGUCUGCGAAGUUCUGCCGACCUGUGUUGAUGAAAAGCAUCCACCCCUCUAUGAGCCGAUUUCAUGCGGCAAGGGCGCUGGUAACUUGGCGCUCGCAAAACCGAGUGAAAGGAUGCAGUCAGACACAGGUAGUGGAGUCUGGGACUCUCGGUUCGCUGACACGUCAGAUGCAGCUCUCGCGUGGACGCCAGCGUCGGCCUCGACUGGCGAUUCUGAGACAGACAACAUCUUGCAAGACAUUCUAAUGAUAGUACGCAAUGAAUUACCAUACGUUCAGCCCGAGUUCCUCAAAUUUGAUAGUCGCCUGGGUAAUGGAACUAGCUUUGAGGUUAACAAGGAGCUCUUUGGCUUGACUGGCGAGCAGCCCUACUUCGUUGCUGUCAAACGCCUCUGUAUGGACCACGCGACAGGCGGCACCAAACAGACACACAAACGAAUUCAGCAAUCUUCAAAGCGUCUGAUUAACGUCAAGCGUGAAGUCCGGGUCCUCACGCACCCCAGGCUGCGAUCCCAGAGCUGCCUAAUCUCAGCCAUCGCUUGGGGCUGGGAACCAGAUCUAGCUUUUGGCAACCGACCUUAUCUAGUCAUGCCUUACUCGCCGCAUGGCACUCUCGCCACUUUCUCCCAGAAAAGGAGCCUAAAUCUAAUCGACAGGCGUUUCCUGGCCCUGGAUGUUGCCAUGGGCAUCCGUGCGCUGCACGACAGCGACAUUGUGCAUGGAGACGUCAAGCCUGACAACGUCUUGGUCUAUGGCUAUUUCACGCGAGAUAAAGAUGAAGAUCGCCAUUAUCUAGCCAAACUGGCCGACUUUGGGUGUGCUUUGUUCAAACAAGACUUUGAGCAACAGCACGAAUACUACCUCGGGACGCCCAGAUAUAACGCUCCCGAAAUUUGCGGUUGGACGAAAGACACUGACGAGGAGUCUCUGAUUGAAAAGAUUCCCGUGUUUACAAGGUACAAAGCUGCUGACUGCUAUUCUUUCGGCCUUGUUCUUUGGGAAACUAUCACGCAUGCCAAGUCAUUCAUUGAACCUGCUUGGCUCAGCCCUGGAGAAACUGCCUUGGGUUUCCUGGAACGCUCAUUUUACACUAAGGAAAAUGCUAUUUUGGAGCUUGCUACCGAGUCUUUGCGCUCGGAACAAAGGUAUGUAGAAACGGUUGAAAACAACGACUUUAAGCCGUCUGCUGGCGUGCCUUCAUACCCAUCAAAUCCGACGAACACAGGGCUGAACGGGUACUUUGGUGAAUGGACUCAACUUCGCAAGGGCCUAGACGCUAUAGGCGCACCGCCAGAUUCACAGUCUUUCCAAGUGUUCGAGGCAACGGUCGCCUUGUGCUUACAGGAGAGAAUUUCGCGUCGAGGCAAUAUCCAUCAAAUUGUCGAAGCACUCUCCAAGGGAGUCAAGUAA